Molecule: messenger RNA, 1439 nt
Organism: Myiozetetes cayanensis
Lineage: Eukaryota; Metazoa; Chordata; Aves; Passeriformes; Tyrannidae
Product: zinc finger RNA-binding protein-like
Exons: 8
Cellular component (GO): precatalytic spliceosome
Molecular function (GO): zinc ion binding; double-stranded RNA binding; single-stranded RNA binding
Source: RefSeq, a predicted model, not a curated record
GUCGUUGUAGGUGUGUGGGGGGAAGGGAGCGAGCGAGCGCGCGCGGCGGUGAGGAGGGGGGUGAGAGUUGAGAGUUCAGCCGCCGUUGUCGCUGCUAGCUUGCACUCAUGAUUCCUAUAUGCCCGGUAGUUUCUUUCACCUAUGUGCCCAGCCGGUUGGGAGAAGAUGCCAAAAUGGCCACCGGUAACUACUUUGGAUUCACCCAUAGUGGGGCUGCUGCCCAGUAUAGACUUGGGUCCUUUUCAAGCAAUGGAACAUCACCACCACCACUCCUUGCUAAGAAGAAAGUCAUCACCUGCAUGACAUAUCUGCAUUCAGAGAAACUUCAAAAUGAUACAGCCUUUUUAAUGGGGGUGAAUGAGAGCCAGCAGCCAGCUUCGGGUGUAGCUUAUUCCCAUCCAACUACAGUUGCCAGCUACACUGUCCACCAGGCACCGGUUGCUGCGCACACCGUAACUGCAGCCUAUGCUCCAGCAGCAGCUACAGUUGCAGUAGCCAGGCCUGCUCCAGUAGCUGUUGCGGCUGCUGCAACAGCUACUGCUUAUGGAGGCUAUCCUACAGCGCACACAGCUACAGAUUAUGGUUAUACACAGAGGCAACAAGAAGCUCCACCACCACCACCUCCUGUCACUACGCAGAAUUACCAGGAUUCCUAUUCUUAUGUUCGAUCUACUGCCCCAGCUGUAGCUUAUGACAGCAAACAAUACUAUCAACAACCAACAGCAACUGUGGCAGCUGUGGCUGCUGCUGCCCAGCCUCAACCUUCAGUGGCUGAAUCAUAUUACCAGACAGCUCCAAAAGCAGGAUAUAGCCAAGGGGCAACGCAGUAUACCCAAGCCCAGCAAACACGACAAGUGACAGCUAUAAAACCUGCAACCCCAAGUCCAGCAACAACUACGUUUUCUAUAUAUCCAGUAUCCUCUACUGUGCAGCCAGUAGCACCUGCAGCUACUGUUGUUCCAUCCUAUACUCAAAGUGCAACAUACAGUACAACAGCAGUUACUUACUCUGGUACCUCUUAUUCUGGCUAUGAAGCUGCAGUGUAUUCAGCUGCAUCAUCCUAUUACCAGCAGCAGCAGAAACAGGCAGUGGCAGCAGCUGCUGCUGCUGCAACAGCUGCUUGGACAGGGACCACCUUUACUAAAAAGGCACCAUUCCAAAAUAAGCAACUGAAACCAAAGCAACCUCCCAAACCGCCCCAGAUCCACUACUGUGAUGUUUGUAAGAUCAGCUGUGCUGGACCACAGACUUAUAAAGAACACUUAGAAGGCCAGAAACACAAAAAGAAAGAAGUGGCAUUAAAAGCUUCCCAGAACACCAAUAGCAGCAGCACUUCUGCUCGUGGAACUCAAAAUCAGUUGCGCUGUGAGCUUUGUGAUGUAUCUUGUACAGGAGCAGAUGCUUAUGCUGCACAUAUCCGCGGAGCCAAGCAUCAGAAA